AUGUCUCUCACAAACGCAACUCCAGAGGCCGCCGCCAAGGAGGCAAAGAACGCCUCUUUUGCUUUAGCCUCACUUCCGGCUUCGGCGCGUAAUGCUGCACUUGAAGCCAUUCACGCCGCCCUCUCUUCCGCCAAGGACGAUAUUCUGGCUGCCAACGCUCGCGACCUCGAGCUCGCCAAGAAAGCCGCUGCCGAUGGUUCAUUAAGUGAGGCUCUCGUGUCCAGGCUGGACCUGGGCAAGAAGGGCAAAUGGGAGGACAUGUUGAAAGGCAUACUGGACGUUAGGGAUUUGGAAGACCCAGUUGGAAAGAUUCAAUUGAGAACCAAACUCGACGACGACUUCAUCCUCGAGCGAGUGUCUUGCCCCAUUGGUGUGAUCCUUAUCAUCUUUGAGGCUCGUCCCGAAGUCAUUGCCAAUAUUGCAAGUCUGGCUGUCAAGUCUGGCAACGCUGCCAUUCUCAAGGGCGGCAAGGAGUCUACCGAAUCAUUCGUGGCAAUCUCCAAGGUCAUUUCCUCCGCUCUCGAAAAGACCGAGGUCCCCAACGGAGCCAUCCAACUAGUAACAACCCGUGAUGCUAUUGCCCAGCUCCUCGCACAAGACCGCUACAUCGACCUCGUCAUCCCCCGAGGAUCCAACGAGCUCGUCAGAUACAUCAAGGAGUCAACCAAAAUUCCUGUCCUCGGACACGCGGACGGUCUUUGCUCCAUCUACCUAACUGCCAAAGCGGACCCUGAAAAGGCAAUCACGGCCAUUGUCGACGCCAAGACUAGUUAUCCCGCCGGAUGCAACAGUCUUGAGACCCUCCUCGUCCAAGACACCGCUCUCAACUCCUCUUUCCCUGGCGUGGCCGCUGCUCUAACUGCCAAGGGCGUAUCACUACGCUGCGAUCCUGCCAGCAAAGCCGCUUUGGCUUCCCUCACCGAUGCCAAUAUCCAGGACGCCACCGAGGCCGACUUCAACACCGAAUUCUUGACCUUGACCCUCGCCGUCAAGACAGUCUCCAACGUUGACCAGGCCAUCGAGCAUAUCAACACCCACGGCUCUCACCAUACCGACUCAAUCCUGACUUCUGAUGCCGCCGAGGCCGAAAAGUUCAUGAACCAGAUUGACUCUGCAGGCGUGUACUGGAACGCCUCGACCCGCGUGGCAGACGGCAUGCGCUAUGGUUUCGGCACAGAAGUCGGCAUCAGCACCAACAAGAUUCAUGCUCGUGGGCCCGUCGGCCUCGAGGGCUUGACUAUUUACAAGUACAAGAUUCGGGGUGACUACCAAGCCACGGCUACCUACGGUGAUGGAGAGGGCAAGCGACCAUGGAAGCAUGAAAAGCUGUCCAUUGAAUAG
Pochonia chlamydosporia 170 is the source of this 1341-nucleotide messenger RNA. Its product is annotated as gamma-glutamyl phosphate reductase. The coding region runs from base 1 to 1341 and encodes 446 amino acids. The transcript has 3 exons. The record is from RefSeq and is a predicted model, not a curated record. NCBI's taxonomy places the organism in Eukaryota, Fungi, Ascomycota, Sordariomycetes, Hypocreales, Clavicipitaceae. Gene Ontology annotation, molecular function: glutamate-5-semialdehyde dehydrogenase (NADP+) activity; NADP binding.